UGUAGUCUUGUUUUCCGGUCGGACAUAUUUUCAUUCCGUACCCGAUGUGUUUUUCCGCUACAUUUCCAACUGUGCGCGCGUUCGGCGGGUUCCGUUAAAAUGGCGAGCCGAUGGAGGAGUGCAUAGUGACAGAGACAAGACUGCUUUUUUCUUUUACACCAACAGGAGGGAAAUAUCUGCACAAUGGCGGCUUUGGAUCAGAAAUCGCCCAACGUGCUUUUGCAGAGUCUUUGCUGCAGGAUCACGGGGAAGAGUGAAGCUGAUGUCGCGCAUCAGUUUCAGUACGCUGUACGGGUCAUCGGGAGUAAUUACGCCCCAACCAUCGAGCGCGACGAGUUCCUGGUGUCCGAAAAGAUAAAAAAAGAACUGUUAAAGCAGAGGCGAGAGGCGGACGCAGCUCUUUUUUCAGAGCUCCACAGAAAACUCCAAACUCAGGGGGUGCUGAAACACAGAUGGUCCAUCUUAUACCUCCUCCUCAGCCUUUGUGAGGAUCCCAGGAAACCGUCCACCCGGGUGGGCAGUUAUGGUUCGCUGUUUGCUCAGGCUUUGCCACGCGAUGCCCACUCCACACCUUUCUACUACACCCGGCCACAGAGCCUGUCUCUCAGCUACCCCGAGCGCUCAGCACUGGCUGCCCACAACGCCUCCAGCAUGGGCACCAGCGGCAUCAGCAGCCUGGGCAUGUACUCACUGAACGGCCCCGGCCCCGGCCCUCAGGCCCUGCUGACCGGCCCCCAAGCUGUAGCCGAUCCUGCACGUGGCCCUCGUCUCUGGGCGCUCCCAAUCACUGGGACCGUGCCACUGAGCUCCCGACCCACAACAGGCCCCGCCCCUGGCCCCACCUCCAGUCCUGCCCCCAGACCCCCUCACAGACAGAGACGGGACGGCGACACCAGUGCUGAAAUCAGUGAGGCCGCCCUGGUGCGAGACAUCCUUUACGUCUUCCAGGGAAUUGAUGGCAAAUUCAUUAAGAUGUGCACUCCAGAGAACUGCUACAAAAUCGAUUCAAAGGUUCCCAUGUGUAAGUCUUUGCGAGACACCAGUAGCCGGCUAGCGGAGCUCGGCUGGCUUCAUAACAAAGUCCGGAAGUACACAGACUCUCGAAGUUUGGAUCGAGCCUUCGGAUUGGUCGGGCAGAGUUUCUGUGCAUCUUUACACCAGGAGCUGAAGGAGUAUUACAGGCUACUGUCAGUACUGCAUUCACAGCUGCAGUUAGAGGAUGACCAGGGAGUAAAUGUUGGAUUGGAGAGCACCCUGACUCUAAGAAGACUCCUCGUGUGGACGUAUGACCCUAAAAUUCGCCUCAAGACCCUCGCCGCACUUGUCGACUACUGCCAAGGGCGUAAGGGAGGGGAGCUCGCCUCCGCCGUGCACGCCUACGGUAAGACCGGAGACCCUCAUAUGAGAGCGCUAGUCCAGCACAUCCUCGGCCUGGUGUCACACCCCAUCCUCAACUUCCUGUACCGCUGGAUCUACGACGGAGAGCUCGAGGACACGUACCAUGAGUUUUUUGUAGCAUCUGAUCCAACAGUAAAGACAGACAGAUUGUGGCACGAUAAAUACUCUCUGAGGAAGUCGAUGAUUCCUUCCUUCAUAACCAUGGAUCAGGCCAGGAAGGUCCUGCUCAUCGGCAAAUCCAUUAACUUCCUGCAUCAGGUGUGCCACGACAGGACGCCGCCCGGCAAAAUCCCGCCUGCCUCCAAAUCUGCCGACUCACCCAAAGACGCGGCCGAGCUGUUCACGGAUCUGGAGGGGGCGUUCCAGAGUAAGAUCGACGCUGCCUACUUCGAGACCAGUAAGUACCUGCUGGACGUGCUGAAUAAGAACUACCAACUGCUCGAGCACCUGCAGGCCAUGAGGAGAUACCUGCUGCUGGGCCAGGGAGACUUCAUCAGACAUCUGAUGGACCUGCUCAAGCCGGAGCUGGCCCGCGCCGCCACCACGCUGUACCAGCACAACCUGACGGGAAUACUGGAGACGGCGGUCCGAGCGACUAACGCGCAGUUCGACAGUCCUGACAUCCUGAAGAGGCUGGACGUCCGGCUACUGGAGGUGUCUCCAGGUGACACGGGUUGGGAUGUUUUCAGCCUGGACUAUCACGUUGAUGGACCUAUCGCCACGGUGUUCACUCGCGAGUGUAUGAGCCACUACCUGCGGGUGUUCAACUUCCUGUGGAGAGCCAAGCGGAUGGAGUAUAUCCUGACUGACAUCUGGAAGAGCCAGAUGUGCAAUGCCAAGCUGCUGAAGAGCAUGCCGGAGCUGUCUGGAGUGCUGCAUCAGUGUCACAUCUUGGCCUCAGAGAUGGUCCAUUUCAUCCACCAGAUGCAGUACUACAUCACAUUCGAGGUGUUGGAAUGUUCGUGGGAUGAGCUGUGGAAUAAGGUGCAGCAGGCUCAGGAUCUGGAUCACAUCAUAGCAGCCCAUGAGGUGUUCCUCGAUACCAUCAUCUCUCGCUGCCUCCUGGACUCCAACAGCAGGUCUUUGUUGAACCAGCUGCGGGCUGUGUUUGACCAGAUAAUCGAGUUCCAGAACGCGCAGAACGCUCUGUACCGCUCAGCGCUGGAGGAACUGCAGCUCCGAGUGCAGUACGAGGACAACAAGAGACGCAGAGAGGAAGAGGGCGAGUGGGGUGUGACGGCGGAGCAGGAAGCGGCAGAGAACAGACGAGUGCAAGAGUUUAAGGACACCAUACCAAAAAUGUGCUCUCAGCUCAGACUGCUCACACACUUCUACCAGGGCAUCGUUCAGGAGUUCUUACGGCUGCUCAUGACCAGCUCGGAUGAGAGUCUGCAGUUCCUCAGCUUCCGGCUAGACUUCAACGAGCACUACAAGGCCCGGGACCCUCGCCUGCGCCCCUCGCUGGGGGCCACCAGGGGGCGCCGCAGCUCCAACAUUUAACCCAACCACCUUCUACACUUAGGGUUGAUGUGUUUUUAUAACGGAGGCUGAUGAUGGGAGGUGGUCAGUGUAUAGAGCUUACUACAGAUGUGAAUAAAAUAAAAAUUCAACCUUUAACUUAUGCGUCAUCACCGAUUGUAAUGAAAAUCUUCAAAUGAUUUUAGAAGCGUGGAACUUUUUAGCACAGGUUCACAGGUCUGUUAUCAAACCCCGUUACUGUUUAACAAGUUAUUUUCUACACAUCUGCAUAUUAAGGGCAGUUAAGACUUUUUUUUUUUUUUUGGAAUUACAGCAAAAAAAAAACCACUUUUACUAAACUCCUCAUGGUUUUGCUGGAGAAAAAUCUGCAGCCAUUUUAACACAGUGCUACAGAUAAAUCUAAUACUGUGCAAACAUAUCCUGUGUUGCACAUAUGAAAUCAGCUUUACUUCAGUCUUAAUGUCAAGUCUAUGAUCUAGGAUCAGCUUGUUGUGGGAUUUUUAAUCCCAUCAAUCCUGCAGUAAUUAUUUUUGAUUAUAUCCGAGCCGUGUGCGAAGCCGUUGUCAAAUCUGAUAUACGCACAGCUGUGACCGCAUCACAAGAACUGAAUUCCGUAUUAAUGCGUCAGGUUUUAAACCAAUAAAACUUAAAAUGUUGUUUUGGCAAUAAAUAUCCUAAUCUUUGCUUAGCAACCAAAGCUCGCUGUGACCAGACUACAGAAUUGUUUAUAGCAAAUAUUAAAUUAUAUAUUGAACAUUGGAUUUUAUCAUAUUGUUUUACAUUUUCGCCAUUUUAUAAAAGCAACACACAGCUCCAGAAUAUAAAAUAUACAAAAUAUAAAGAAAUUAAAGAAAUUUAAACCAGGAUGAAGCAAGUAAUGAACGACAAUGAAUGCAUGAAUGUGACAAAUAUGUCCUGUAGAGCAUUAAACAUUGAACAUGGUCUUUCUUUGUCCUGCAAGCUUCAUAUCUGACAGCAUAAUAGAAAGAAAAAGAAAAAAAAAAACAGGCACAAGCUGUUCCUAGAUCAGUCCAAAGCUGCUCGAGUAGUUAACUUCACCAUUUUUCUUUCCAUAUUUGUGAGUUUAUCAACAGACUGUGACUUAUGUAUUGCAGAUAUAUAUAUUCACUCCUGAUUCUGAAGUGUACAGAUUGGACCUUUUUAAAUGGCACCACAUUUUCACCUGAAAUGACUCAAUUCAAGCUACCCACAAUGCUUUGUGAACCUGUCGCCUUGUAAAAUAAAUCUAUGGAGAAUGAUGAAUUGUGACACCAUGGACACAACAGCGAACCUCCUGUUAAAAGUGUUCUGGUUUCAUCCAGCAGGCUUGCAUACCUCACUUCACACACGCUUCUUACGAUCUGAACACGGGCGAGUGGAGAUGCUUGACUCCCAAAUUGCACUCUUUUGCAGAUUUCAUAUGGAUCACUAUGGGCUAAUUCAGUCAUCCAAGUAACAGGCAACUAACAGUUGUCACUGUAUUACUCUGUCUAGUAUUUUUAGGUUUGUAAUUCAGUCUCGAGGAAAGAGGAAGUGGUUUACGUCUGGAUUUUGUCCCUGAACCUUCCUUCUCCUCAUCAGUGGAGUCUGUUAUAUACAUAUGUAUAGAUAUAUUAUACAAUGGGAGAAACAGACAUUGUCAUUCUUUUCUUUAAUAAAUAACAUUUCUAAAUAAA
Pangasianodon hypophthalmus (striped catfish) is the source of this 4553-nucleotide messenger RNA. It is a transcript of the gene tubgcp3, whose product is annotated as tubulin, gamma complex associated protein 3. Gene Ontology annotation, molecular function: microtubule minus-end binding; gamma-tubulin binding. Gene Ontology annotation, biological process: microtubule nucleation; cytoplasmic microtubule organization; mitotic cell cycle. The record is from RefSeq and is a predicted model, not a curated record. The transcript is spliced from 22 exons. Gene Ontology annotation, cellular component: spindle pole; equatorial microtubule organizing center; centrosome. NCBI's taxonomy places the organism in Eukaryota, Metazoa, Chordata, Actinopteri, Siluriformes, Pangasiidae. The coding region runs from base 184 to 2898 and encodes 904 amino acids.